Messenger RNA from Linnemannia hyalina, 2889 nucleotides. NCBI's taxonomy places the organism in Eukaryota, Fungi, Mortierellomycota, Mortierellomycetes, Mortierellales, Mortierellaceae. The record is from the annotation of a GenBank genome assembly.
AUGUCCUCCCGGUCGCAGGACGGCAACAUCACCCACUAUACCCACUAUACCCACAACACUCAUUCUCCUGCACAACCACGAUCCAGCACCAAACGAGAUUCCCUCCAACAGCGGUUUUCCUUUGACAGCAUGGCCACAAGGAUCGCUUCCUCCACAAGCGGCUCGUGCUCAUCAACGGAGUGGGACUCGGAUAUGGAUCGUACCGCAAUGCGCGGCCUUGAUUCGAGCUCAUCAGACGAAGAUUUGGAUGACGACGACGACGAUGUUACGAGUGAGGAGCAGAGUGAGUCGGACUCGGACAGGCGGAGGAUCUCUUCACAGCAUCUCCUCGUCUCUGUCAAGCGACGCAAGGUGAGCGUCGAUGAGGACUAUGAGCGCCUCCGACCGCUCCAGAUGCCCGACGAGGUUGAGACGCGACCGACCAAUAUGGUUAGCUCCAACAAACAACGACAGUCGCGCCCCAUUUCAUCAUCAGCAACGUCGUCAUUCCUCAGCAACAACCAUCGUCGUCAUCAAUCAUCAGCAACUGCAACUACAACGUCUUCGAUACGGCCAUCAAGUUGGCCAGCAAAAAAACGGAAGAGUUUCAUCGCCGAACCCGAAUCCACCUCGACCUUCUCCUUUUCUGACCCUCUUUCAAACGAGCCUUCCUCUUCGGCUACGUUGUCGUCAUCAUCGCCGUUGUCGGCUACUGGGCUGGACACGUCACCGCUUGGAAACGACCCCUCUGUCGAACAUGCAGGAUGGCUCGGAUCAAUCAAGCGACGUAAGAUCCACCAUUUCCCCACCCGAUGGACCUCCAGUCUCUCGCCUUCGCCCUAUAUCAAACUGUUGGCGAUGCGGGACUUUUGGGAUGUCAUGAUGACAAGACUGGACCUUUCCUGGUUGAACCUCUGGACGGCUUCGGGAUCCAAGUCGGAGACGUUGCGAGGAUUUGAUGGUGGCGUGAGCGAUAUGGAGGAUGAUGGAGAUGGAGGGCUUGGGAGAAUUCGUUCGCCUUUGGAGUCUGAGGCUGAGGCUGACGAGAUGGAUACAGAGCAGGUUAACGCCAUUCGAUCAUCAGAUUCGGAGGACAACACUGGCGACACCACUCAGGAACACCAAUCUCGCGCUAUUUUUGAGCAACCUCAAAUGACGCGUAUCUCGAGUCUCAAGAAGAGCGACGACAAGGAUGGCAUUUUGGCGGAGACCAUCGACUCACCGUGGUCCAUGUGUGUGAUGUCGCGUCGUAAGAAGCGAACGGUUGUGCAACACCCGAGCGCGGCGUUGUUCUUGAGAGGCCUCUGGGAAGAGGAGGAGCAUGGCCGACGACAGAAGCAAAUGAUACCCGAGGGUGUUCACAAGCCACUCAGGAGUAAAGUCUUGAACAGGAAGCCCCUUGUACGGACUGCUGCGGCUGCCUCGACCAAGGCUUUUUCGUCUUCAGGAAAGUCUCAGAGUCUUACUAUAGGAUCAGGAUCGUCAUCGACCUUGAAGGAGACUUUGCCUUCAGCGGCUCCAUCCUCAUCGACUAGUGAGAGUUUGACUUCUAGUUCCUCGACCGGAUCUACAUCUGAUGAGAGUGACUCGACUGAUAAGGAGAAGAGCAAGGAAGAGUCUGACUCCCAGGGCGCAUCAAGCAGUAAUGCAGGCGACCAGGAUAUGGUCUUGAGAAAGAAAUACGGCCCCACCGCCGCCCUUCGAUCCAAUGCAGUAUCCGAUGGAUACGAUCUGAAUGAGUACAAGCCGUGGAAGGAUGCCACGAUUACACCUCAUAGAGGCUGCAUUCAGACCCUUCGACAGAUGCGCUGUACAAUGCUGGAGCCUUGGCCAGUAGAGGAGUCGCGCGCCAAAGACGAGUGCUCCAGGAUUCUCCACGUGAUGCGUGAACAGCUCAACGUUGUCAUCAACCUCCAAAUUCACCUGAGAUCGAUGAUUAAAACGGCACCACAGCAGAUGUCGUUCUUGCUAUCGAUCCGUCACCCGGGUCAGAUCUCGAUCGAACUGCUGAGUGCGUUGUAUGGCCCACAGUUCAUGCAGACGAACGCCUUUCGGUCGAUUGAGCAGCUCCUCUGGGGCAAGAACCACUCUUGGAAGGCAGGAGAGUCGUCGCCUUCAUUGUUGUCGUCUUCUCUCCAGCAUCAUCGACCCCCAUCUCAGUUGACGCGCAAUGCCUCUUCCCCUUCCUCAUCGUCGUCUUCGUCUUACUCGCAGCAGCAUCAAUACCAGCAGCGACAACAACAUGCCGAACAUCCAUACCACCACCACAGCGAUCACCGUGAUGUGGAUGAUGGGCACGACAGCAUGUUUGAUGGUGCCGAUGAUGCGCAUCAUUACCAGGAGCACCAUUACCAGGACCAUGGAGACCAUGCCGAAAAUUAUGAGCCCCACCGCCACCACCAAUACCCGCAGCACCACGACUAUGAUCAUGAUUUCGAGCAUGAGCAUGACCAGUCUGUAUACCAUGAGCAUUCCGAGCACUCUUACUACGACCAGCAUCAUCACCACAACCAUCAACAGCAGCAGCAUCAUUCGACUUCUCAAGACCGACACCGUUACGACAGUGAACAAUCGUCGACUCUUCGGUAUACCCGCACUUUGAUGGAGGAUGUGAGCGAGUGUGAGUUUGAGGAUGAGUUUGACGAGCCACCAUACCCGGAUCCUCUGUUGGAGAUUGAUGGGAUUGACGCUGCUACUCAUAGUAUUACUACUGGCUAUUCUGCGGUUGAGAAGCAGACGGAGCGACUGCAAAGGAAAAAUGCUGUGACGAUGUCGAUGGAUGGCGGGUAUGAGAGUGGCGGCGAUGUGAGCGAGGGUGAGAUCGAGGCUCUUGAAAUCUCGUCUUCAUCGACCUCGACCUCGACGUCGUCGUCCUCCUCCUCGUUGGCCGCACGCUCCUUCCAGCGAUAA